AUGGUCUCGUUCACCCGCUCGAUUGCAGUUGCUGCCAUUGCGACGAUCUCGUCCGCUUGGGCUCUCCAGGAGGGCGAAUACUACCGUCCGACGACCAGCGAGGCUUCGGGUGUGUACGGCACCACUGCCCCCUACCGUCGCGCGCCGUGCCCCGCGCUCAACACGCUCGCCAACCACGGCUACUUGCCCCGCAACGGACAGAACAUCACGCACGACAUGCUGAGCAGUGCGCUCCAGAAGGUGUACAACAUCGGCCCGGGAGUGGCGGCGCUUCUGGUUGCUGCGCUGCCGGACCCGAUCAACCUGGACUACCUCGGCAUCCACAACAAGAUUGAGCACGACGCGUCGCUCGCCCACACGGACGCUUACUACGUCCACGACCCCAUGACGGCCAAUGUGACCCUUGCCGAGGAGUUCUUCAGCCGCGCCGGCAGCGACGGACUUCUCACCAACAGCAUCGUGGCCAAGACGCGCAAGGACCGCGGCAACACUUGCAACGCGCAGAACCCAGAGUGCUCGUAUGGUGUCCAGGCUCAGUCCCUCGCGUUCCUCGAAGCGUCUGUGCUGUUGAUGGCUCUCGGCUCUGGUGACAGCAUUUCGGUCGACCACGCGCGCUCAUUCAUCGUUGACGAGAAGAUCCCCGCCGACUACAAGGCCCCCAAGUCGAGUGUUGGCGUUGCCGCAGUGACUGCUCGAGCCGCACUUCUCAAGGCACAGUCUCUUACUUGGGCGAUGUAG
This is a messenger RNA of Phytophthora sojae, 738 nucleotides long. Its product is annotated as chloroperoxidase. NCBI's taxonomy places the organism in Eukaryota, Oomycota, Peronosporomycetes, Peronosporales, Peronosporaceae. Gene Ontology annotation, molecular function: peroxidase activity. The coding region runs from base 1 to 738 and encodes 245 amino acids. The record is from RefSeq and is a predicted model, not a curated record. The transcript has a single exon.